AUGAAAAAAUUGUUAUUGCUAUUGUUUGCUACCUUAAGUUUUGCAGAAGUCUGUGUAGUUAGGGUAGGGAUGACUUAUUACGAAGCAAGAGAUUUAGAAAUUAGUCGAUUCAAUUGUUACAUGAACUUUGAUGGAACUAUUGAUGCACUAACAAGAUGGGUUGAUAUUAUUGAACAUCGAGAAUAAUUGUUAAAUGAUUUGGAAGUGUUAGCAAAAAUGAUAAAGAUUAUUGAAAGUGCAAAGUAGGCUACUACAGUAAUUCGUGAUUAUGAAAGAAAUCGUCCAUCUUUUAAAGCAUUUCUAUAAAAUGAGUGGACUUCAUGUAGAAUUGAAGAUGCUUAUGAUUAUGUAUAGCGUCUUAAUGCUUAAAGAUCAAAAGAAGAGCGAGUUGCAUUAGCUAAUUCGAUUAUUAAUUACUUAAGAAAUGCAGAGAGAUAAAUCUAUGGAUAUGUAGAUUCAUGUAAAAAUGUGAGAUUAACUACACAUUUGAAAUAAAAGAUUGCAUAACUAAAAGCUUUGAAACAAGUUUGUGAAUAAGAACUUAAAAAAUAAUAACCAAGAGAAGUUAUAAUAGAAAGUGAUGAUGAUGAUGUUGUUUAUUAUUUUGAAGAAUAAGUAACAGAUGAAGUUUAUGAUUAUAUAUAUGUUUAUGAAGAUGAAAUGGAAGCUGAAUUCCCAGUAGAUGAUUCAGAACCUUAGGUAUAUAAAUAUGGCUAAAAUCCAAAAGUGACAAAGAGUUCUGUUAUAAAAACAAGAGAAAUAUAUGGUGCUUAAAAGGAUACAAGUAAAGUUGUUGAUGCUCAUUCCACUUAUGGACCUAUUGAAUAUAUUAGAAGUGGAGUUGGAGAAGAAUGUGAAUAUUAUGGUGAUACAGUAAACUAACCAGAGCCAGAAUAUGUAGAUGGAAUGGAAGAAACAGAAGAACAACCUAAAUAGGUUACAGAUGAUCCAAUUCCAGAUGAUGAUAAAGUAACAGAAGAGGAAGUUGUUAAGGAAGAUACUACAGAAGAAGUAAUCUAAGAUGAUCCAAUCCCAGAUGAUGAAAAAAUAACUGAGGAAGAAAAUAAAUCAGAAGAAUUAAUAUAAGAUGACCCAAUACCAGAUGAUGAAAAGAUUACAGAAGAAGAAAGUAAAGAUGAUGAAAAGUUAACAGAGGAAGAGAGUAAAGAAGAUGAAAAGAUUACAGAAGAAGAGAGUAAAGAUGAUGUAAAUGUAUCAGAGGAAGAAAGUAAAGAUGAUGAAAAAAUUACAGAAGAAGAAAACAAAGAUGAUGAAAAUAUAACAGAGGAAAUAAUAGAAGAUGAACCAGUACCUGACGAUGAGAAAGUUACAGAAGAAGAAAAUAUUACUGAAGAAACUAUAACUGAAGAAACUAUUACUGAAGAAAUAAUAUAAGAUGAACCAGUUCCAGAUGAUGAAAAAAUAACAGAGGAAGAGGCUACAAUUGAAAUUACAGAAGAAACUCUAGAAGAAACUAUCUAAGAGGAGAAAAAUGAUAAAAAAGUUGUUGACAAAAAAAAAGUAAAACCAAAAAGAAAAGAAAAAACAAAAAAGGAAGAGAAAACAAAAACAAAAAAAAAUGAAUAAAAAGAUGCUGAAGUAAUUAGUAAGAAGAAAAAGACAGAAUAGAAAGAAACUAAGAAAACUAAAGUUAAUAAGUAGGAUGUUACAAAGAAGAAAUAAAAAGUUGUAUCAGAUAAGAAAAGUGUUGUUGAAGAAAAAUAAGAAGAUAAAAAAAUAGAUGUUCCAGUUGAUGAUAAAAAAGAAAAUGGAGAAGAAGAUGGUGAAGUAUGUGUCCCUUAGUUUAGGAAGAAAUCAAAAAAGGUUUUGAAAAAAGUUAAACGAACAGGACCACGUCGUAAACCAGGCUAAAAAACUAGAAAAGAAGCUAGGUAAGAGAAAAAGAUGGCAAAAAAGCAACCAUUACCUGCAAUUUGUUAUGGUAAUAAAAAUUAUGUUGAAGAAAUUGUUGGAGAGGAAAUUAUUGAAUCUUAAAAGAAAGGUGCUAAUUAUUUAGCUGUAGAGAAUUUACUUAAUGAUGUUGUUAAUGAAGAAAAACAUGAUGAUUAAAAUGAGCAUGAUAGAUCUAUCAAAUUAACAUCAGUUAAAGAUGAAUUUAAUGCCAAUGAACCAACACAAUUUUAACCCCCUAAGCAUAGAGCAAGUAGUGGUAGAGUUCAAGAAAAGAAAGCUAUUGCAGUUAACACUAAAUAUUUCCAUUCAGAAUUUGAUGGUGAACCUACUUAAGUGUUUGAAUUUGAGGAUAGAACAUUAUUACAAGAUGCAUCUGAAUAUGGAUAUGGAUUUUGGGUAAGAUUCAGUGAACAUUCAACCAAAUAACAUGCUAGAGAAGAAGGAAAAUAUUAUUUCUUAUCAAGAAUGACAACAAAUGAAGAAUAUGAAGAUUUCUCUUUUUAUGGGGAUAGAACAUUAGCACUAUUUCUAUAUGAUAAUUCAUUUGUAUUUUCAACAUAUGAUAUUACAACAUAAAGUAAAACAAAAGAUACAAAUGUUGUAUUGAAUGAGAAUAUGGAUAGUAUAUGGUAUUUUGUGGCAUACUCUUACAGUUCUUAAUAAAAAAAAGUAGUGGGAUAUAUAGUAAAAUAUGGAGAAGGUGCACCUAAAUAUAGAAUAGAAAUUGAAGCUUAGCAUGUUCCACCUACAUAUGUUAAAUUCAUUUUUGGAGGAAAGCAUAUGGAUUAUUUAGGAUUAAAUGGAUAAUUUGCAAAUAUCUUUUAUGAUGUUGAUGCUCCUGCAUUUAUAGAUGGAGAUGAAUCUUUGGAAGAAAUCAUUAAAACUUUGAGUAAUAUGCCCUAAUAACUUCCUAUUUUGAUAGAAGAAACAAUUAUCAGCAAGCCAAUUUUAAUUAAUGGUAAUGAAAAAGGAGAACAUUAUCAUUUUGAUCCUUAAGAAUCAUAAUUAUUAAUUGAAGAAUAUGCAGUGGCAUUUUGGUUCAGAUGGGUGGAUGAUCUCAAAGUAGAUGAACCUAAUGCAUUUUAACUAAUAAAUUUGAGAUCAAAUAAAGUACGUGCUUAAGGUAAAGGAGUCUUAGGUGAUAGAGCUUUGGAAGUUCAUCAUAUAUAUGGUGGAGGUGUUAAGAGUAAUGUAUAUUUCAAUACUUAUACUGUAUAUGGAAACAGAGCCAAAGGGUCUGUAAAUAUUUUAAAGAGUGUUGAAAGUGCUGAAUAUAUUUGGACUUAUGUAUAUUUUGGUUAUAAGGAAGGAAGAGCUUAUGGUGCCUUAAUAAAGCCUUAAGUAAUUGGAGAAGUUAAAUUUGAAGGAGUUUAUCAUAAGCAAGUUAAUCAUUUGAGUGUUACAGUAGGAGGAGAUGAGACAGUCUCACCUUUCAACGGGAAAAUAGCUUUUGUAGGAAUUUAUAUGGGUGAAGGUGCUUACAGAGAAGGUCUUGAUUUUUAGACAACAUUUAAUUAUGGAGAAGGAGUAAUGGGAGUAUAUUAGGUCGGCAAACCAGUGACUUAUUUGGGUGUUGAUUAGAGUAGAUAUGUAGAAUUUGAUCAAGUUGAUAAUGUUGUAGAUAAGAUUAUUAUUCAUGAUGAGAAUGGAAUGAAGAUUAAUGGUUAAAGUGAAUAUGCAUUUGGUCUAUGGACAAGAUGGUUGACAACAUUACCAAAAUAUUUAAAUAAAAGAUCCCCAGUUCAUAAUAUUGCCAGAGUUGGUACUUAAGGAUUUAUAAUUGAAUCAUUGGAUGGCAAAUGGGUUAGAGCUAAUGGAGGUAGACCUUAAACUGUAAAAGAUACGACAUUGGCUUGUGUUUUAACUUAAGAAUCAUAUGAAUUUUAGACUCUUAAUCUUAAGGAUGAUAUCCCAUUCUCUAAUUUAGAAGGUUAAUGGAAUUAUGUGUAUUUUGGAUAUAAGAGAUAGGGUGAUAAUGGAGUUGCCAAAGGUUAUAUUCAAUUUGGAGUAGAUGGUGAAAUAGAAGAGGUGGCAUUCACUGUUUAUCAUGAUUUCUUAGUAGAGUAUGUAGAAUUCAUAGUAGGCAAAACUUCAGCUCCAUUAUUUAAUGGUGAAUUAGCUAGAGUUACUUUUAGUUUUGGUCCUGGAGCAUUUGUACCAAAUAAAGAAACUUUAAGGGUGUUUACAUAAAAUUCAUUACCUGAAAAGGCAUAAAUUCAUCCAGUUACUAGAUAGACUUUAUAAUUAUUUGGAUCUGCAAUUACAAUAGCUGAGGAUCCAAUUUAAUUUGAAUUUGAUAAAUAUUAAGGUGCAGAAGAAUACUCAGUUUCUGGUUGGGUUAGAUGGGCUGGUCCACUUGUAACUGGUAAGGAAUCACAUGUGAUAACAUUGUCUUAAAAGAGAUUGUUGGAUAUUGAUGGAAACAAAGAAGAAACCUUAUAAAUUAUAAGAGGAGAUUCUCUAUACAGAUUUAUUACUUAUACUAAUAAUGGAAAAUUGAUUCCUGCUGAAUAAGAAUUCCAUGAAUAUGCUGAUCAAUGGACUUAUAUAUAUUAUGGAUAUUCAAAAUAAUAAUUAAAAACAUAUGGUUAUGCAAGAUUUGCUUUUUCUGAUGCAGAGUUUACAUAAGAAAAUAUUUAACAUUUCUAUUUAGCUGUAUUUAGUAUUAUGGUUGGUCAUGGAAGGUAGUCAUAUGUAGAUUUUAUUGGGUAAAUGAAAACAUGGGUAGUUAAUGUAGGUUUUGGAGCUUAUAGAGAGGGUAACUUUGAAGAAGAUGAAAAUAUCAAAAUACAUUUUGGAUUUAUUAGUGGAGCUGAUCAUAUAAAAUAAGCAGGUUAGGAGGCUCAUCAUGAAGAAAAGAUUUUAGAGUGUGCAACAAAAGAAGAAGAACCUCCUAUGCAAAUUCAUUUUGAAUAAAGUUCAACUCUCUAAUUACAUGGAGUAUCAGAAUAUGGAUAUGGUUUUUGGUUGAGAUAUCAAUAUUUAGGAUCUAAAUAGAAGAUUUUCUCAUAACCUCAACUUAUGGGAGUUGCAAGAUUAACUAGUAAUAGAGAUUAUAAAGAUUUUGAUAAUCCAGGGGAUAGAGUUCUAUUGAUAGUGAUGGGUAGAAAGGCUUUCACUUUUGGCACUUAUGAUGUUAUAACAAAAGCAAAUAAUGUUGGAGGUGAUUUAGAAUACAAAAGAGAGAGUGAAGGAGAAUGGCAAUAUCUUUAUUUUAGUUAUAAGAGACAUACUUAAUAGGAGGGACAUGCUAUAGCUUUUACUUAAUUUAGAGAACACACUGAAGGAUUAAAAAUGGAUGUAUUACAUUCUUUAUUAACAAACUAUUUAUACUUUUCUGUUGGUCAUGCUGGCAAAUAUUAUGCUAAUUUCAAUGGAUAAAUAACCAAAGUUAGAAUUAAUUUGGGUCCAGGAUCUUUUAUUGAAAAUAAAGUUGAUUUGUUAUCUAGAAUAAAGACUAAAGAUACUAUUCCAGAUAUUGAAUAAGUAAGUAAGAAUAUUGAAAUUUUAUCUGGUAUACAUGAUGUAAGAAAACUUGAUGAAAAACAUCAUUUAACUACAUUUAAUCAAGAAGUAAGAGAAUAUGGAGUAUAAUUGUGGUUUAGAUGGUUUAAGAGUUAAAAGAGUACAUAAUUGAUGUAUAGAUUGACAACAAAUGGAGCAGAUAUUCUAGGAGAUGCAUAAAAGAUAGGUGAUAGGACUUUAGUAUUAUGUCAUACAGAAGGUUUAGAAUUCAGUACUUAUAGUUUGGGUGAUAAGACAGUUUAAUUAAAUAAUGCAUAUCCAGUUUAGAUUGCAAAAUAGAAUUAGGAAGUGUGGACAUUUGCAUAUUUUGCAUAUUCAAAAGAGAACUAAUAAAUAGUUUAUUAUAUUAAUACUGAAGAUAAUGAGUAACAUGCUUUAGAAUCUGCUUUACAUGCAGUAUCAUCUAAUUAUUGGUUCUAUUUGGCCAAAGAUGCUCUCUUGAAUUCUUAUGAUAGUCGUUUAGCUUAAGUUGUAUUGAAUUUUGGAACUGGUGCAUUUAGAAAGGAUAAUUUCAAAGGUUUGAUGGUUUAUUUAUAGUCUCCAAAAUUAUUCAAUCCAAAUGCAAAAUUAUAAUGGGAUUAUGAAGAAGAUGAGUUGGUACUAGAUUCCUAAGAUACUAAUAAAUAAGGUGUAACAAUAAGAAUUGCUGAACCAAAUUAAAAGAUUGAGAGUAUUUAAGAAUAUUCUAUUGGGUUAUGGAUUCGUUUCUUGUAGGCUUGGCCAUCAAGAUUAUGGAAUAUACCAAGUGAAAUGUAAAUCUUCAGAUUGACUUCGAAUGAAGAAUUGGAAAAUGGCAAGAUUGUUAUUGGUGAUAGAGUAUUGAGUGCAUAUUUGGUAUAUGAUAACUUUUAAUUUGGUGCAUAUGAUAUAAGUGAAGAUGCUCCAAAUGAAAUAUCUACAAUAUCUUAUUCAUCUUUAGAAGGUAAAUGGCAUUAUAUCUAUGCUGGAUACAAGAGAUCAAUUUAGGAAGCUAUUUAUUAUGUUUAUGAUGGAGAAAAUAUCAAAAAAACAAAGAAUGAAUAAUUAUUGUAGAGACCAUUAAAUGAAUGGAUUAAAUUAAUAUUAGGUGGAGAGAAGAAUGUUGCAGGAUUUCAUGGAUUAUUUAGUCAGAUUUCAGCCCAUCUUGGUAAAGAAGCCUAUGUAGAUGAUGAAGAAUAAUUACUAAAAUCAAUAGAAUCAAGUUAUGCUUUGCCAUUAGAAUUAACUGUAGGAUAUAUUCAAAAGUAGAAGAAGGGAUAAAUAGAAUUAGAAUAAUAUAAAACACAAGAAUUAACUUAAAUAUAAGGAAUAGGAGAAUAUGCUAUAAGUGGAUGGUUUAAGAUUGCUGAAGUACAAACUAAAAUUGAAGGUGAAAUUAAUUCUCCAUGUCAAAUCUUAUUCAGAUUGACCAACAAUAAUGAUGAACAUUUGUCUGAUAGGAAAUAAUAAGGAGAUAGAACUUUGUAUGCUUAAGUUUGUACAAGUGAUACAGUUAAGGUUAGUACUUAUAGCAUUUUAGGAUUGAAAGAUUGGAAUGAAGCUAAGUUUUUGGAGGCAAAAGCAGAAAUGGGUAAUUCAAAGAGAGCUUGGACAUACUUUUAUAUGAGUUAUAGUGAAGAUAAGAGAGAAGUUGCAACAUUAAUAAAAUUAUUUGAGAAAGAUGUUCCUAUUGUUUUUAAAGAUGUAUAGCAUUUUGUUGCAAAUAAUAUGUUUAUAUAUUUGGGUAAAGAUUCAUUUAGCAGGAAAUUUUAAGGAGAAUAACACAAAUGGGAAUUAUUAUUUGGAUCUGGAUCUCAUACUUAUAAUGAAGAAACAAUGCCAAAUUUAAGAUAUAUUAUUAAGAAUCAAAAAAAUAUGUGGUUUAUGAAAGAAGAUAAGAAAAUUGAUAAUAAAUUUGAAUAAACUUUCAAUAAAGAAGUUGAAUCUGUAGAUGAAUAUGCUGUUGGUAUGUGGACUAGAUGGUUAAUAGCUUUUCCAACUACUUUGACUGAAAGAUCAGAUACUCAUACUAUCUUCCGUCUUUCAUAGACUUUAGAAUACUAGGAUAAGGCAGAUUUAGGAAAUAGAGCAUUAUCUGCAUUCCUUAAAAAAGGAUUUUAUGAAUUCAGUACUUAUGAUGUAUCAGCUCCAAGUAAUGCUGUUGAUGCAAAAGUUAAUUAUGAAAAUUUAGAAGGAGAAUGGAAUUACAUAUAUGCAAGUUAUAAAAAUAAAUAAUUUUAUGGAUUGAUUAUUUUUAGAGAUAGACAACAUGUUGAAUAAGUAAAAUUAGAUGUAACUCAUUUUGUAUUUACUGGACAUGCUAACUUGGUUCUAGCAGCAAAUGAAUUUGGUUAUAAAUCAUUCCAUGGAUGGAUAUAUGAUCCAAGAGUUUUUUUGGGUGUUGGUGCUUUCUUAAAUAAUCCUGAUACAAUAUUAGAGAUGGUUCAGAAAUUACAUCGCAAAGUCCCUAUAAGUUCAUAGUCAUCUGAAGGAUUUGGAUGGCCAGUCAAAAUGUUGGAUACUACUAAUUGGGAUGAUUUAGAUGAAAAAAAGAGUGAACUUAGAUAUGAAUUUGAUGAUAAAUAAGAAAUGCUCAGUUAUAGUAUUGGAUUUUGGUACUAAAAUGCUCCACUUUUACCAGAAAUGGAAGAUGAAUUCAGAGGGCUAUUAAGAUUGACUUCCAAUAAUGAAGAAGUAGGUUAGGACAAUUAAUUUAUUGGAGAUAGAACGUUAGCAUUCUUUACAAAGGUUAAUGAGUUAAUGGCUGCAACCUAUACUAUAAAGGAUCCUUCAUUUGAAUCCUUAUAACAUACAUUUAAUGUUAAGCCUUAUCAAUGGACAUUUGUAUAUUUUGGUUACCAUUAACAUGAAGUAAGGGCUUAUGUUUUACAACCAGCUGGAAUACAAGAACAUACAAUAGAAGCAACACAUAUGAUUCCAAAUAAACUUUAUUUGCAUUUAGUAAAUGACAUAGGACAUCCUUCAUUUUGGGUAUCUUUAUUGUUUAAUUAUCUUUUUUAGGGUAAAUUGUAUGGAUUAAAAGUCAAUUUUGGUGACGGUAGUUACUUAGACAAACCAUAGCAACUAAUUGAUAGAUGGCCUUUUGAUCCUAAUAAGAUUAUAUUAACCAAACAAGAGACUAGUUCCAAAGAAUGA
Messenger RNA from Paramecium primaurelia, 8553 nucleotides. Lineage: Eukaryota; Ciliophora; Oligohymenophorea; Peniculida; Parameciidae. The record is from the annotation of a GenBank genome assembly.